Dimorphilus gyrociliatus is the source of this 3122-nucleotide messenger RNA. The record is from the annotation of a GenBank genome assembly. NCBI's taxonomy places the organism in Eukaryota, Metazoa, Annelida, Polychaeta, Dinophilidae.
UCCUUUUUCCCCCUGAGAUAAAAAUCGUCAUGGGCUUCGCUAACAUUUGGCAUUCUCACCCUAGAAAAUACGGCCAAGGCUCUCGAUUUUGGUAAGUUAAUGUAUAAUAAGUACUUAUCUGUAUAUCCGACGAUAAUUUUUUCGAAAAAUAUCGUUUUUUAUCAUAAAUUUCCGACCCUUUAAUGUGCCAUGCCUUGUCACUCAAUUAAGUCUGUAUUAUCGCUCCUUGCAGUCGAGUCUGCGGAAAUAGACACGGUCUUAUCCGAAAAUACGGAUUACAUAUGUGCCGUCAAUGCUUCAGAGCAUAUGCUGGUGAUAUCGGUUUCAAGAAGGUAAUUUUGGCUUAUUUCAAAAAUGUAAUAAUUAUAAUUUUUUCUUUGCAUUUCAGCUCGAUUAAAUAUAUUUUCAACUAUCGGCAUCUGGGGAUGCUCUAAAGUCUAAGAAAGCGUUUUGUUUCAAUACAGAAAAUUAUCAGUGACUGAUUGAAAUCGAUUUCUUUUCAUUUAUAUAUCCUAAUAGGACACUCACUUAUAAACUCUGUAGCACAAGAGAAUCCUAGUUACACAACCCAUACAUUCCUUUGUUAAUGACUUUAAGUCCCGUCGACUUAAAAUGAAAAAUUAAAAUUCUCAAUCUUUUACGAUAGGCUAUUUUGUUUCACAGCGCAAAAUCCGCUUACUGCUUGCUAAUGAUACUAAAUCCUAUUAAAUCAAUCAUACUUUAUAUGGAUAAUUAGGUAAUUGGUCAUUAUAGUCGAAGAGCUAAUUAUAUUUAAAAAAGUACUUGAGCUUAUAAGCUACAAUGGCGUAAUAGAUAUAUGUAGAUAGUUUGAAAUUAGCGGGUGAAAAUGGUAAAACAUUAGACAGCUUCACUAGAAAACUGGUUAAGAAUAGAGAAUGGUUCUUAGUACGAUUUUGUCUUUUAUUUUGCCCUGUAUCACCUUUGGUUGGCUUUACUACCUCUACAAACAUUAUGUUAUGCUACCCAUUGAAUUUCAUAGUGAUGCUCGCCUGGAUGGGAAAACUGUUGUUAUUACAGGAGGAAGUAGUGGAUUAGGAUUGGAAACUGCAAGAAAUUUAUGUUCUAGAGGUGCAAGAGUAAUUAUAGGCUGUCGAGAUAAAAAAAAGGCGGAGGAGGCGCUCAUAGACGUUAAAUCUAGUUGUAAAUCGGCAUUAGUUUCUUACUUUCAUCUCGAUUUGGCUUCGCUAAGCUCUGUGAGGAAAUUUGUUCAGGAGCUGAAAGACUCCAACAUUCGUGUGAAUAUUUUGAUCAAUAAUGCGGCAGUCGUCGGGGUACCUUAUCAAAAAACAAUUGACGGAUUCGAAUACAUUUUUGGAGUUAAUUAUUUAGGACAUUUUCUAUUAACGAACCUUAUGCUGGAUCUUUUAGAAGCAAGAGCUAGAAUAAUAAAUGUUUCCGCUCAUGCGCAUAUUUUUGGACAUAUUGAUUUUGAUAAUUUAAUGAUGGAUAGGGGUUUCAACUCUAUUGUGGCAUAUUUCAAUAGCAAACUGGCUAUGGUAUUAUUUACUCAAGAAAUAUCGAGAAGAUUAGAUAUUGAAGUUGCUUGCUCAUAUGCUCUCCAUCCAGGCGCCAUAUACACUCAAUUAACCAGACAUUUUUUCUUUAUGAGAUAUAAAUUUUUAAGGAUGAUAAGUGACCAAUUGGGAAAACAUUUCCUAAAGAAUGCCAAACAAGGGAUCCAUACCAUUCUCUAUUGUGCUUUAUCUGAAGAAAUAGAAGGUGUCAGUGGUAAAUACUUCAGCGAUUGCAAAUUAUCCGUACCAAUUCAAGAAGCUUUGGACAUUGAAAUAGCUGAGAGAUUGUGGUCAACCAGCGAAGAGAGAAGAAAUUCAAAUAGAAAGCGUAUAGCUUUCUUUCAUCCAUACUGUAAUGCUGGGGGUGGUGGAGAGAGAGUACUCUGGAUGGCUGUUAAUAGUAUUCAACAGACAUAUCCUAAGGCUGAUAUAACAAUUUACAGUGGAGAUUUAGAUGCAACAUCUGAAUCGAUAAUAGAAAAAUGUAAAGAAAAUUUUUCAAUAACUCUAAAGAGACCAGUUAGUUUUGUUUGGCUUAAAAGUAGAUUUUUAGUUGAAGCAAAAUGCUGGCCAAUCUUCACCCUUGCUGGUCAAAGCUUCGGAUCUAUGUUGUUAUGUUUAGAAGCAUUGUGGAAAUUUACUCCUGAUGUUUACAUUGAUUCAAUGGGUUACGCCUUUACACUUCCCAUAGCUAAGAUAAUAGGAUCAAAAGUUGGCUGCUAUGUUCACUAUCCAACCAUAAGCACCGACAUGCUUGACAAAGUAAGCUCCAGAAAAGCAGCUCAUAAUAACUCUCAACUCGUUGCUAAAUCAUCUAUCUUAUCCUCUGUAAAGCAUUCAUAUUAUAGAUUGUUUGCUUUUCUAUACGGCCUAGCUGGAAAAACGUCAGAGUGUGUAAUGGUUAAUUCAUCAUGGACUAAAAAUCAUAUUGAUUCAUUAUGGAAUAUAGACUCUAUUAAAGUAUUCCCCCCUGUUGACUUAAAAAGAUUAUUAAAUAUGAAAAUUGAUAAUGAAAGAUCAAUUGUGUUAUCCGUCGCCCAAUUCCGCCCGGAGAAAGAUCAUGAAUUACAAAUAAAAGCUUUCGCUAAAUAUCUUUCUUUUGGUACGGAUACCGAAACAAGUAUGAUGUUAGUUGGUUCUGUUAGAAAUCAGAAAGAUGAAGAAAGAGUAGAAAAAUUAAAAAGUUUGGCAAAUUUAUUAGGCGUUCGAGAAAGAGUAGAAUUUAAGAUUAACGCUAGCUACGAAGAUUUAUUGACAUACUUCAAAAAUGCGGCUAUUGGCUUACAUACAAUGUGGAAUGAGCAUUUUGGAAUUGGUGUUGUUGAGUGUAUGGCAGCAGGAGCUAUAGCAUUAGCCCAUAAAAGUGGUGGUCCUAAAAUGGAUAUAGUUACACCCCUUAAUGGAGAAACUACUGGUUUCCUGGCGGAUACAAUUGACGAAUAUGCAGAAUAUAUCUCGAAUAUAAUAAGAAUGUCUCCUGAAAAUCUGUUAAAAAUUCGACAAAAUGCAAGAAAAAGUGUAGAACGCUUUUCUAAUGAAAAUUUUCAAAAAGAUUGGAUAAAAGCCACAGAAAUCUUAUUUGUUUAA